Pteropus alecto (black flying fox) is the source of this 2267-nucleotide messenger RNA. RefSeq names its product coenzyme Q8B (gene COQ8B). Bases 137 to 1735 code for a protein of 532 amino acids. Gene Ontology annotation, biological process: ubiquinone biosynthetic process. Lineage: Eukaryota; Metazoa; Chordata; Mammalia; Chiroptera; Pteropodidae. The transcript is spliced from 15 exons. The record is from RefSeq and is a predicted model, not a curated record. Gene Ontology annotation, molecular function: kinase activity. Gene Ontology annotation, cellular component: extrinsic component of mitochondrial inner membrane.
CCCCGCUCACACCAUCCAGCAGGUGGGCGGGGAGCAGAGAGAGCAGGGAGUAAGAGGGAACAGGGCUCAAGGGGCUGAGUGUGAGGGGCUUUAUGUACACAGAAGAGUUGAGAGUGCAAGAGGGAGACAGUUGGCGAUGUGGCUGAAGGUGGGGGGUCUACUGCAGGGGACCCGUGGACAGUUGGGCCAGACCGUUGGUCUGCCUUGUGGGGCUCUGGGGCCUGGGCUCCACUGGCAGGGGCUCUAUGGGGAUUCUUGGGCCCGAAAACUUCAUCAGGGUAAGCCUAGCACAGGCCUGGGAGAGGAAGAUAUUCGCAAGGCACGGGAGGCUCGGCUCAGGAAGACACCCCGGCCCCAGCUGAGUGACCGCUCUCGAGAACGCAAGGUGCCCGCCUCCCGCAUCAGCCGCUUGGCCAACUUUGGCGGACUGGCUGUGGGCUUGGGGCUGGGAGCACUGGCCGAGGUGGCCAAGAAGUCCCUGCCGGGAGGAUCUCUACAGUCAGAAGGCGGCUCCCAGCCAGGCUCCAGCCCUUUCCUGUCAGAGGCCAAUGCCGAGCGGAUUGUGCAGACUUUGUGUACCGUUCGGGGGGCCGCCCUCAAGGUUGGCCAAAUGCUCAGCAUCCAGGACAACAGCUUCAUCAGCCCCCAGCUGCAGCGCAUCUUCGAGCGGGUCCGCCAGAGCGCCGACUUCAUGCCCCGCUGGCAAAUGCUGAGAGUCCUGGAAGAAGAGCUUGGCAGGGACUGGCAGGCCAAGGUGGCUUCUCUGGAGGAGGUGCCCUUUGCCGCCGCCUCAAUCGGGCAGGUGCACCAGGGCAUGCUCAGGGACGGGACGGAGGUGGCCGUGAAGAUCCAGUACCCAGGCGUUGCCCAGAGCAUCCAGAGCGACGUCCAGAACCUGCUGGCAGUGCUCAAGAUGAGCAUGGCCCUGCCUGACGGCCUGUUUGCUGAGCAGAGUCUGCAGGCACUGCAGCAGGAGCUGGCUUGGGAGUGUGACUACCGGCGGGAGGCGGCUUGUGCCCAGAAUUUCAGGCAGCUGCUGGCAGACGACCCCUUCUUCCGGGUGCCGGCAGUGAUUAAAGAACUCUGCACGAAGCGGGUGCUGGGCAUGGAGCUGGCUGGAGGGGUCCCCCUGGACCAAUGCCAGAGCCUAAGCCAGGACAUCCGGAACCAGAUCUGCUUCCAGCUCCUCAGGCUGUGUCUGCGGGAGCUGUUUGAGUUCCGCUUCAUGCAAACAGACCCCAACUGGGCCAACUUCCUGUAUGACGCCUCCAGCCACCAGGUGACUUUGCUGGACUUUGGUGCAAGCCGGGAAUUUGGGACCGAAUUCACAGACCAUUACAUUGAGGUAGUGAUGGCUGCAGCCAAUGGAGACAGAGAUCAGGUGCUGCAGAAAUCCCGGGACCUCAAAUUCCUCACAGGCUUUGAAACCAAGGCAUUCUCGGAUGCCCACGUGGAGGCCGUGAUGAUCUUGGGGGAACCUUUCGCCACCCAUGGCCCCUACGACUUUGGGGCAGGUGACACUGCCCACCGCGUGCAGUGCCUCAUCCCGGUGCUGCUGCAGCAUCGGCUCCGCCCACCGCCCGAGGAGACCUAUGCCCUGCACCGCAAACUGGCAGGGGCUUUCCUAGCCUGCGCCCGCCUCCGCGCCCACAUCGACUGCCGGGACCUCUUCCAGGACACCUACCAUCGAUACUGGGCUAGUCGCCAGGCUCAACCAGUUCCCGAAGCCUCCUGACCAGAGUUGACGUCGGAUCAAAGCCCCUCAGACAGCUUCCCUCCGGGAAAUCCGGCCAGUAGGGGGCCAUCCCCAGCUGUGAUGCCUCUUUCCCACUCUGCUUCUGUCUGAGGACACCGCCUGGGUUUCCCAGUCUUGCCUAGCGCCCUUCCCUGGGGCUUGGGGAAUGCUGGGGCUAGGGAACUCUCCACUUCACGCCUCCGUAUCCCGCAUUCCCCACCCCAGAGUGGCCAUCCGGGAACUCUAUGUCAGAGCUUAAUUUAUUCCUGCCGGCAUUUGAGAGAGCCUCAGGCCCCCUGCACACCAUGAUGGAGAUGCAGAUUCGUCUAGAGGGGAGUCCCUCAGCUGCGCCUCAGGUCUCCCACAGAUCUGGCUAGUGAGAGAGGUGGGGUGGUGGUUGGUGGAGGCAGCCCUCACCUUUGCUUCCUUCACCCCACCACCAGCUGCCUUCUUCCCGUCCAUCCCGUGUUGCGGGGCGGGAGGGGGGGGGAUGUUUGAACCUUUAGUUUGAAUAAAAUUGGCCUUCCCCUUC